Molecule: messenger RNA, 834 nt
Organism: Prunus armeniaca (apricot)
Lineage: Eukaryota; Viridiplantae; Streptophyta; Magnoliopsida; Rosales; Rosaceae
Source: the annotation of a GenBank genome assembly
AUGUCCACUGUUGAGGGUGAAUGUGGUGAAGAUGUUAUAGUUGGGGUCCAACAAAAGAGGGGUCGGGUAAAGAGUGAGAUUCUUGGCCCUACGAUGAAGAGUAGGAGGGUAGUGGUGAGGGAAACUCCAUGGAAAGGUCGGGAGAUUCCCAAUAUUUCGGAGGACACAAUUGUUGAACCCCGAAGGCCUGUUCCUCGUGAUUCCCUUUUGGAGGUGGCGAAAUUCUGCUGGGAAUGGGGACAAGAAGAAAAUUCACAUGUGCGGUUAUGUGGAGAAGAAGGUAUGGAAGGUUCGCAUAACUUCUUUGUUCGAUUGCUGACUAAGGAUGGUUGGUUGGAUGACUCGAACAUAGACAUGACCUUGCUUUUGCUACUGGAGUGGCACAAGAGCUCUAGCAAGUGGGUGGGUUCUGACUGGACGAUACUGGACACCACUUUUCAGAAAUGUGCUGCCUUGGAUUACAUGCAAAUGAAGGUGUAUGUGGGAAAGGAGGACAGGCAGCACAUCAAGGGUCUACUGGGAAUGGUCAUGGGCGAAGGGCCUAAGUUGGCUAAAUCAUGGUCCUCUGUGAAUCACGUUUGUUUGCCCUUCAACCUACAAAGGCAGAAGCACUGGAUCUUACUUGUUGUCGAUUUAAAAGAGUGUGAGAUAAGGGCAUAUGAUUCCAAAGUAUAUCUAUGCAUAACUCAAGCCAUCCAACAGGCUGUGCAGUCGGUGGCGAAAAUGCUGCCCUGGUUGUUAAAGGAAUCUGGUUAUAUUGGCGACGAUCUACUUCUGAAAAGUGAGUGGCCAGUUAUUCGCGUCAUGGACGCACCCCAACAAGUAGGCGGGUGA